AUGCCAACGAAUCAACCAACUAAAUUUGAAGUACCUGUUGAUCUAUUAACCCCUGAAAGCUGUAUAUCAUCAUCUCGAAUAAGAGCAUUUUUAAAAAGAUCCAGAAAUCUUACUGAUGAUACUAUUCGGCCACAUCUAAAUGAAAUUGAAAAAUCAAAGUGUUCACAGUAUUUUGAAGAGGAGAUAGUGCCACAAUGGAGAGUACGUGGCGAGAUCAUUGAUUAUUGUUCUAAAUAUUCACAAGAGUUACGAGAUCACACAAGCCAAGGGAAAACUGUUACUGCGACAAAGUUGUCGUAUGACUUGCCCAAUGCUGAAGAAAUGACUGAUAAAUUUGAUUUGAGGACUGACCCCUAUGCAUAUAAAAGUUAUCAAAGAAGAAUAGAUGAACAAUAUGCACAAUGUGAUGCAUUAGACAACUGGACUCAAAAUGAAAAAACGGUAGAGCAAAUUAUCAGACAACAGACAGUUGAGGUUUUGAAUGACAAAUGUUUUUAUCAAGACUGGAUGCAAGCUUUUAAAAGAGCCUCCAAUCCAAAGAAAUAG
Messenger RNA from Candida albicans SC5314, 546 nucleotides. RefSeq lists its product as uncharacterized. The record is from RefSeq and is a predicted model, not a curated record. The transcript has a single exon. Gene Ontology annotation, cellular component: mitochondrial intermembrane space; mitochondrion. Lineage: Eukaryota; Fungi; Ascomycota; Pichiomycetes; Serinales; Debaryomycetaceae. The coding region runs from base 1 to 546 and encodes 181 amino acids.